UCCUGGUUGAGGCGGGAUCCGCUGAUGGGAACUGAGUCAGAACUUCCCGGAUUGUCCGCCAUAAAUCCAGUCAGGAGAAGAAUAUUCCUGGGUCACGUUACUGGCCCGAACCGGUGCGGGAAGGCCAAGGUUCGGGAACCUAACGAGUCGCUGUGGGUCGCGGGUUUUCUCGCGGGAUUAUUCUUUGGACCAAAGUGGGAAAAGUUCUGGUUCCUACUGGUUCCGACUGUAGACGGACCGAAGGCUCAGCAGGAAAGUUCUGAUGGUUCUGAUCCAACUUCAGGUUAUAUUCUGGUUCCGGUCCAGGCCAGGCUCCUGCGAACUCUGAGGCAGCCAUGCCGGUCCUGAUGGGUCCCGGGGGGAGCCCGGCGGCGCUGCAGGUCGACCCGGCCGACCUCCCGGCUCUGGAGAUCAAACUGGUGGCGCUGGUGGUUCUGCUGUCCGUCACGCUGCUGUUCGGGUUCGUCCCGCUCUGCGUCGUCAGGGCAGCGCUGUUGCGGCACAGACCCAGGUACCGGCCCGGUUCUGCUCCGUCUGGAAGCGCCGGCCGCCUGCUGGCCCUGAUCAGCUGUUUCUCUGGAGGCGUCUUCAUGGCCACCUGCCUGCUGGACCUGCUGCCCGACUUCCUGCAGAGCAUCGGCGAGGCGUUCAGGGACGCUGGAUCAAAUGGUUCCCAGUUGUUCCCACUCCAGUUCCCUCUGCCGGAGUUCAUCGUGGCCAUGGGUUUCUUCCUGGUUCUGGUUCUGGAGCAGAUCGUCCUGGCCUUCAGCGACCCGUCUCCGGCCCAGCUGGAGGAGCGCCGGGCCCUGAUGGCGGACUCCGGCGCCCAGGCGGCCGACGGCGGCCCGGCCCGGCGGCGGCGUGGCUCCGUGGAGCCGGCGGGGCCCCUGCAUGCGACCCCGGGCUCCCAGUCGGCGCUGCGGGCCUUCGUGCUGGUGUUCUCGCUGUCGCUGCACUCGGUGCUGGAGGGGCUGGCGGUGGGGCUGCUGCCGCGCGGCCAGGAAGUGCUGGAGGUCUGCCUGGCGCUGCUCAUCCAUAAGAGCGUCAUCGCGUUCUCGCUCAGCGCGGCGCUGUCCCAGGCCCGGCUGCGGCGCGCCGUGGUGUCCGGCGGCCUGCUGGCCUUCGCCAUCAUGUCGCCGCUGGGCAUCGCGCUGGGCGUGGGGCUCACGGAGAGCCGCAUGUCGCCGCAGCACCGGCUGGCGCGCAGCACGCUGCAGGGUCUGGCGGCCGGCACCUUCCUCUACAUCACCUUCAUGGAGAUCCUGCCGCACGAGCUGGCCGCCGGCCGCGGCCGCAUCCCCAAGGUGGCCAUGACUGCUGGCUUCGCCGCCGUCACCGGAGUCCUCUUCAUCAAGCUGUGACCAUGGCGACGGGGAGAGCCAGAACCUUCUGACGGAAGAGGCAUCUGUCCGUGACACAGGAUCUUUGUUUUUGUAUUUUAUCACAAUGACAGACAGAUCAAUCACAAACA
Messenger RNA from Poeciliopsis prolifica (blackstripe livebearer), 1471 nucleotides. RefSeq names its product zinc transporter ZIP1-like. The record is from RefSeq and is a predicted model, not a curated record. Gene Ontology annotation, molecular function: zinc ion transmembrane transporter activity. Lineage: Eukaryota; Metazoa; Chordata; Actinopteri; Cyprinodontiformes; Poeciliidae. Gene Ontology annotation, cellular component: plasma membrane. Gene Ontology annotation, biological process: zinc ion transmembrane transport.